AUGGACGUACACUUACUGACGUAUGACCUGUCUGGCGGCCUUGCCCGCCAGAUGUCCAUGUCCUUUCUGGGAUUCCAGCUGGAUGCCAUCUACCACACAUCGAUAGAGCUGGACGGCGUGGAGUAUGUCUACGAUGGCGGUAUCAACACCAUCAAGCCAGGAAGCUCACACCUAGGCCGCCCGAUGGAGCGACUGCACCUAGGAACCACAGAGCUGCCCAUCGAAGUUAUUCUGGAAUAUGUGGACUCGCUUCGCAGCAUAUUCACCCCAGCAGCCUACGACUUGUUUAGACAUAACUGCAACAACUUCAGUAACGACUUCGCCACGUUUUUGGUCGGAAAGAGCAUACCAGCACAUAUCAGCAACAUGCCGCAAGCUGUUUUGGAUUCACCGUUUGGGAAGAUGCUGCAGCCACAGCUGGAAUCUAUGGUGCAGACCAGAAAGGCACAACAAGGCGGCCUCCUGGGCAUCCAGAGUGACCCCCGAAGUCAACCUACCGCAUCUUCAGCCAAGCCCGUCGCUCAAGCGAAUGGACAUUCACCCACGCCAGGAGUCGUCAGGAAUGUUUCCAAUCUGCAAGACUUGAACGUUUUGCUGGAAGGUGCACAACGGUCCUGUGCCGUCGUCUUCUUCACAUCGGCUACGUGCCCCCCGUGCAAGAUACUGUACCCGCUUUAUGACCAGUUGGCGGCCGAAAUGGGCGAUCAAGUGACUUUGAUCAAGGUUGACAUAUCUCAAGCCUUCGACAUUGGACAGCGUUACGGCGUCCGAGCAACACCCACGUUCGCUACGUUCUUGCAAGGGAAAGAACAGGAACGAUGGUCCGGUGCCGAUUCAGCCCGUCUGCGUAGUACUGUACGAUUGCUCGUGGACAUGGCCCACCCCAGACAUCCUCAUGAGUCGUUACGAUUGCCGCACUUUGCGGACCCCCGGGUCAAGCUCGUGUCCUAUACAAAGAUGCCACCUCUGGAGAAGCUAGUUGCAAAGAUGGCAACCGCGGAACCUGCCGUCGUUGGCGUCAAGAACUUCAUCGAGACGAGGGAGAAGAACGGACCAGCACAAAGCACUCUUCCUGAAAUGCAAGGCUUUUCGGCUUUCUUGCGCAACGCGGUAACAGAGCUCCCAGUGGAUGUCAUGUUUGCAGUUGUAGACCUAUUCAGGUGUGCACUGAUCGAUCCGAGGGUCAGUGGCUACUACGCCGAGGAAGUCGAACAUAGGACUGUUGCCACACUGCUGAACUUUGUCAACUCACUGGGGACUGGCUGCCCUUACGCCUUGCGACUGGUCACUCUCCAAAUGGCCUGCAACCUCUUCACAAGUCCAUUAUAUCCGGAGCAGAUAUUGGCCCACUCAGUUUUGCGAGAUCCGGUUAUUCAGCUGGUGUCCACGAGCUUCCUUGAUGAUAGCCAUAACAACGUGCGGGUGGCGGCUGCUUCUCUACUGUUCAAUAUCGCAGUUUCCAAUAAUAAGACAAGAGAUUCUUCGGAAUAUCUACCGGAGUCGGACCAGGUGGAACUGGCUGCAUCUGUCCUGGAAGCGAUAACACAAGAGUCGUCCUCAUCUGAAGCUCUACAAGGCAUGCUUCUAGCUCUGGGGUAUCUCGUAUAUCGUGUGCCCAUGGAGAGCGAGUUGGUAGAUCUCCUGAGGACCAUGGAUGCCCAGGACACGGUGUUGGCCAAAGCCAAAGAUUUUCCGAAGGAAGACCUCGUCAAAGAAGUUGGCUCAGAAUUACUUGCCAAGGGCCUGAGAAGAAAGUAG
This is a messenger RNA of Neoarthrinium moseri, 1758 nucleotides long. RefSeq lists its product as uncharacterized. NCBI's taxonomy places the organism in Eukaryota, Fungi, Ascomycota, Sordariomycetes, Amphisphaeriales, Apiosporaceae. Gene Ontology annotation, biological process: protein modification by small protein removal. The record is from RefSeq and is a predicted model, not a curated record. The transcript has a single exon. Gene Ontology annotation, molecular function: peptidase activity. The coding region runs from base 1 to 1758 and encodes 585 amino acids.